Molecule: messenger RNA, 1440 nt
Organism: Mesorhabditis belari
Lineage: Eukaryota; Metazoa; Nematoda; Chromadorea; Rhabditida; Rhabditidae
Source: the annotation of a GenBank genome assembly
AUGAGGGAACUUGACGCGGCAAGAAUCAAGGAAAACGAUCGGCGAAAUAUGUUCAAGGAUAUGUCAGCCGAAGAGAUUGCCGAAUAUUAUGAAAAACGCUAUCGCGAUGAGGGUAGAAGUGCCGCUGUUGAGUACGAUGAUGAUGCAAGCUAUGCUGGUGACAUUGCUCAAAAUGGAUUGCUACCAUCAACGAAAGACCCAAAUCUCUGGAUUCUGAUGCGAAAAGCGCUUGCUUUUGAGGCCACCCAACAACCGCUUCAAAUCAAAUCAGUGAUCUACAAAGAAGGUCUCAAGGGAAUGCUUUACGUUGAGGCUUUCAAACAAUCGCACGUGGCUCAAGCAAUUGAUAGUAUUGGCGCACUAAAUGCAUUCAACAUUGUGAUGGUGCCAAUCAAAGAAAUGGUGGAUUCUCUGCGUGUUGUAAAGGAUAUACCUCAACUGAAACCGGGGACUUAUGUACGACUAAAGCGCACGAUUUACAAGGACGAUCUGGCUCAGGUCGACUGGGUAGACAUUGCACAAAACAAAGUGAACCUAAAAUUGCUACCUCGAAUCGAUUACACCAGAAUGCGAGGAGCGUUGCGAACAGAGGCCGACCGUGCUUUCAAAAAGACACGGCGUCCAGGACCACAACUCUUCAAUCAAGAGAAAAUCAAGGAAAUUGGAGGCGAGGUUACAAACGAUGGUGAUUUUACGAUCUUUGAAGGAAAUCAUUACCGACGCGGGUUUCUCUACAAAGCGUUUCCAUUGAAUGCAAUUAUUGAUGAAGGAGUGAAGCCAUCACUUACAGAACUUGAAAAGUUCCAAGAAACGUCCGAUGAUUUGAAACGCGAUUUGGAGAAAACGUCAAUUAAAGGAUCAACAACCAAGUUCGCUCCUGGAGAUAUUGUUGAGGUGGCUGAAGGUGAACUUGUCAAUUUGCGUGGUAAAGUUCUCACUGUUGAUGGAGAUCAAGUCCACAUUAUGCCCGACCAUGAGGAUUUGAACGAGGUUAUCACACUCAAGGCCGUUGAACUUCGCAAACAUUUCAAACCUGGUGAUCAUGUGAAAAUCAUUGAUGGAAAGUAUGAGGGAGAUACUGGACUGAUUGUGAAAACGGAACUGAAUGAAGUGGUUAUCUUCUCCGAUUUAACGAACGAUGAAAUCAAAUGUCGCCCUAGAGACGUUCAACUGUGUGCUCAAAUUUCAUCGGGGGUGGAUUCACUUGGAAAAUAUCAGUUCCAUGACCUCGUACAAAUUGAUCGUGAAAACCGUGGGAAUGAUUGUGCGACUGGAAAGGGAAACUUUGGAGAUUCUCAAUAUGUAUGGAAAGUUGGUUCGGCUGAAACCACUGGCCAUUAUGGGGAAAAAAGAAGACAAGUUUGCACAAGCUUUGGACUCGACUGGAAACAGCGUCCAAGUCAAGGAUAUGAUCAGAGUUAUCGACGGACCUUAUCAUGU